CGCGGGAUUUGCACGUCCGCCAUCUCUGUGUGGAGCUCGAGUUGUUGUGCGCAAGGCUGCUUGUCAACAAACCCGAAGAGUGAGACUCGCUACGCUGAAGUGGAGGCUCAGGUGUGCCUCAGUGUUCCCCGUCUUUUCCCAGAGAAGACUUUCAUGUGAAAGGAGGCUACGGCGGGGAAUAAGCCAGACAUGUCAAAUCUAAGUAAAGGCGGCACUAAGAAAGACACCAAGAUGAGGAUACGAGCCUUUCCUAUGACCAUGGAUGAGAAAUAUGUCAACAACAUCUGGGACCUCCUGAAAAAUGCCAUCCAGGAGAUCCAGAGGAAGAACAACAGUGGGUUGAGCUUUGAGGAGCUCUACAGGAAUGCCUACACCAUGGUACUGCACAAACAUGGAGAGAAGCUCUACACAGGCCUGAGGGAGGUGGUUACUGAACAUCUCAUUAAUAAAGUACGAGAGGAUGUACUGAACUCUCUGAAUAACAACUUUUUGCAAACACUGAAUCAAGCCUGGAAUGACCAUCAGACUGCUAUGGUGAUGAUCAGAGACAUCUUGAUGUACAUGGAUCGGGUGUAUGUACAGCAAAAUAAUGUAGAGAACGUCUAUAAUCUCGGUCUCAUCAUCUUUAGAGACCAGGUGGUUCGAUAUGGUUGCAUCCGAGACCAUCUUAGACAGACCUUACUUGACAUGAUUGCCCGUGAGAGGAAAGGCGAGGUGGUGGACAGAGGAGCAAUCCGUAACGCUUGCCAGAUGCUGAUGAUUUUGGGCUUGGAGGGACGUUCAGUUUACGAAGAGGACUUUGAAGCCCCAUUCUUAGAAAUGUCUGCAGAGUUUUUCCAGAUGGAGAGUCAGAAGUUUUUGGCUGAGAACAGUGCGAGUGUAUACAUAAAGAAAGUGGAGGCUCGAAUAAACGAGGAGAUUGAACGUGUGAUACAUUGCCUGGAUAAAUCCACGGAGGAGCCGAUUGUAAAGGUGGUGGAGAGAGAGCUCAUCUCCAAACACAUGAAGACCAUUGUAGAGAUGGAGAACUCCGGCCUGGUGCACAUGCUCAAGAAUGGAAAGACAGAAGAUCUGGCCUGCAUGUACAAGUUGUUCAGCAGGGUGCCAAAUGGCUUGAAGACGAUGUGUGAGUGUAUGAGCUCUUAUCUGCGAGAGCAGGGAAAAGCUUUGGUGUCUGAGGAAGGAGAGGGGAAGAAUCCAGUCGAUUACAUUCAGGGUCUUUUAGAUCUGAAGUCACGGUUUGAUCGUUUCCUUCAAGAGUCCUUUAAUAACGACCGCUUGUUUAAGCAGACUAUCGCAGGGGACUUUGAGUAUUUCCUGAACCUCAACUCCCGUUCACCUGAGUAUCUCUCACUGUUUAUAGACGACAAGCUAAAGAAAGGAGUUAAAGGGUUGACAGAGCAGGAGGUGGAGUCCAUCUUGGAUAAGGCCAUGGUACUGUUCAGGUUUAUGCAGGAGAAGGACGUGUUUGAGCGCUACUACAAACAGCACUUGGCCAGAAGACUUCUAACCAACAAGAGCGUCUCUGAUGACUCUGAGAAAAAUAUGAUCUCAAAGCUAAAGACCGAGUGUGGCUGUCAGUUCACAUCUAAACUGGAAGGAAUGUUCAGGGACAUGAGCAUAUCUAACACAACCAUGGAUGAGUUUCGCCAGCAUCUUACAACAACAGGGGUUUCUUUAGGUGGUGUUGAUCUCAUAGUGCGGGUCCUAACAACAGGAUACUGGCCCACCCAGUCAGCAACUCCCAAAUGUAACAUCCCUCCUUCACCAAGACAUGCGUUUGAGGUCUUUCGAAGGUUUUAUUUGGCCAAGCACAGCGGCAGGCAGCUCACGUUGCAGCAUCACAUGGGCUCUGCAGACCUCAAUGCCACAUUUUAUGGGCCAAUCAAAAAGGAGGAUGGGUCAGAUAUGGUGGGUGGAGCUAUGGUUACAGGCUCUAAUGCUAGAAAACACAUCCUGCAGGUUUCCACAUUCCAGAUGACGAUACUCAUGCUCUUCAACAACAGAGAGAAAUCCACAUUUGAGGAGAUUCAGCAGGAGACGGAUAUCCCAGAGAGAGAGCUUGUGCGGGCACUACAGUCUUUAGCCUGUGGAAAGCCAACGCAGCGCGUCCUCACUAAAGAGCCGAAAUCUAAAGAGAUCGAAAAUGGCCACGUAUUCACUGUAAAUGACCAGUUCACUUCCAGACUGCACAGAGUCAAGAUUCAAACAGUUGCGGCCAAACAGGGAGAAUCGGACCCUGAGAGGAAAGAGACACGACAGAAAGUGGAUGAUGACAGGAAACAUGAGAUCGAGGCAGCCAUUGUUCGCAUCAUGAAGUCCAGAAAAAAGAUGCAGCACAAUGUUUUAGUAGCAGAGGUCACUCAGCAGCUAAGGGCUCGUUUUCUCCCAAGUCCUGUUGUUAUUAAAAAGCGUAUUGAAGGACUUAUCGAGAGAGAAUAUUUGGCAAGAACACCAGAAGAUCGCAAAGUGUACACAUAUGUAGCAUGAACAAAGAGCGAAAUGAAAUCGGGCAUGAAAGAGCGUGUGAGUUUUCGGACUUUGCCACAAAUCCGACCUGGACGUUAUUUUAUUUCUUUUGUUUUUUUUAUUUGUACUGGGAAAAAAUGUUGAAUUCUAACGGAUUUAUUGUGAAUUGUUCACACAAGGCCUUUCACUGUAUCAGGUUGAACUCUAGGCUUUCACAGAAAGUCUCAGUCUCUAUAAGAGAAUUAAGGUAUUGUGUGCUUGCCUUCCCACCAAGAAUCCCAAAACUGUGAAUUAAAGAACAGGGGGGAUGAUUAGCCAACAUGUGAUGGAUGCUUAAGGCUAUUUAUAUCAUUAUGAGUUACCUUCCUAAACUUGUUUUUAUGUCCAUGUAAAUGUGUUGGUGUCUGUGGCACCUUGUUGCUUGUACAGGUUGUCUGACACUUUCGGCCACUGCGUUUGAUUCAGAGCAUGCUUUUACUCAACAAAGAGUAACACACAGUUUAUAAAGAAGAUGAGUUGAAAGCGUUUUUUUUUUUUUUAGUUUUUCUUUAACAUGUCUGACCUGGCCAAUUGUAGAGGUUGACUUGAAGCUUUUUUAAAGCCCCUCAAAUGUAGUUUAAACAGGAAUUGGGAGGGGGGUUCAGCAUUAUAAAAAAUGGAAGCAUAAUAUUUCAAUGUGUAUAAAUUGUAAAAUACUUAUUGUACUCGAUGCUGGAGUGAACUGUACAGGGCCUUGUUUUCAACAUUAAAUGUAGAAAAGACAAAAAUAAUAAAAGGAUUGGCCGUUUUGGGUCAGACUGCC
Messenger RNA from Paramisgurnus dabryanus, 3271 nucleotides. It is a transcript of the gene cul3b, whose product is annotated as cullin 3b. The record is from RefSeq and is a predicted model, not a curated record. Gene Ontology annotation, cellular component: cullin-RING ubiquitin ligase complex. Gene Ontology annotation, biological process: ubiquitin-dependent protein catabolic process. NCBI's taxonomy places the organism in Eukaryota, Metazoa, Chordata, Actinopteri, Cypriniformes, Cobitidae. Gene Ontology annotation, molecular function: ubiquitin protein ligase binding.